Messenger RNA from Heteronotia binoei (common prickly gecko), 974 nucleotides. Its product is annotated as ferritin light chain-like. Gene Ontology annotation, biological process: iron ion transport; intracellular iron ion homeostasis. The record is from RefSeq and is a predicted model, not a curated record. The transcript is spliced from 3 exons. Gene Ontology annotation, molecular function: ferric iron binding; ferrous iron binding. Bases 170 to 823 code for a protein of 217 amino acids. Gene Ontology annotation, cellular component: cytoplasm. Lineage: Eukaryota; Metazoa; Chordata; Lepidosauria; Squamata; Gekkonidae.
GCUUCUUCCAGGUCGCAUUCAACAGCUCGGGACUUAUUUGAAUCCUCAACGAAGGUGAAUGCCUCCGCGCGUUACGGAGAGGCCGCGUCGCGACUUGCCAACGGGAGGCGGUGACGGCGACUUCUUGGACUGAGGCGGGGGGGGGGGGCGGUGGCAGCUCGCCGUAGCUAUGGCCGAGCCAAGCCCGAAAAGACUCAAGAGCGGCCUGCCCCUGUGCACCAUCCAUCGACAUGGCAGAGCUCUCAGCCAGCUUGUGAAGCAGAAUUUCCCGCCCGUGGUGGAGGAAGCCUUGUGCGGAGUCACCAGCACCCUGCUGGAAGUCUCCUACGUCUUCCAGAUGCUGGGUGAAAUCUUUGAUCUCUCUGAUAUGAGUCUACCAAAUGUUUCAAAAUUCUUCUGGGAACAGGCAAAGGAAGAGAAGGAGGCAGCAGAGGUACUGAUACAAUACCAGCAUGACAGGGGAGGCCUGUAUUGUACCAAAGUUAUCCAGAAACCACCCAAUGUGUAUAUAAAUGGCGUGGCAGCGGCUCUGGAAGUUGCCUUAAUACAGUGGAAGAUGUUAGCAGGCUAUUUUGAGGACCUUUAUGCUCUGAGUAUCAAGAACUCAGACCCUCACACUGCAAGCACAAUUAAGAAACAAUUUCUAGCACCCAAGAUCCAGAAGAUCAAGCUGAUGGGAGAUCUGAUUACUAAUGCUCAUAGGCUUAGGAGUGCUCAGGAUGGCAGAGGUAACCUUGAGAACUAUCUUCUAGACCGUUUAGAAAAAGAACUAAGGAUUGAGCCAGACUUAGAAGCUCAUUGCAGUCCCCGUACACCACUUUAGAAAUGUUCAGGAACUGCAAAGGCAAUUCAGUUGUUGCCAGAGGAGUUUCUACAGCAGAAUCAUAGAUUUCUUAUUACAACAGGCUUUACCUCUAGCAGAUAUAAUAACAGGCUUUACCGCUAGUAGAUAUAAUAAAAGCCUAGUGAGUGGC